AAACUAACCAAAAAAAAAAAAAAACAAAAAAAGAAGAAGAAGCGAACGCACAAAUUCCGAAAACAAAUUUAAGGAUCCCUUCUGUCAAAAUAAUAGUUGAUCCCUUCGCCCUUGGGCUUUUUCCAUUACCCUCCAUCUCCAUGACGGAAAACUCAGAUCAGACCUUCUUCCGUUACUGCCUUCUUGCCCUUUACCUUAUAGCCCCACCAACCGUUAUUGCUCUGAAAUUCCUUCAAGCUCCCUACGGCAAGCACAACCGCCCUGGGUGGGGCCCCACCAUUUACGCUCCUUUAUCCUGGUUUUUCAUGGAGAGUCCCACCCUCUGGCUUACCUUCCUUCUAUUCCCCUACGGUCGCCACCACUCCAACCCGAAAGCCCUCCUCCUCAUUUCCCCCUUUCUCCUCCAUUACUUCAACAGGACCUGCCUCUACCCUCUUCGCCUCCACCGGAGUAUUACCCAGCGGAAGCCCGCCAGUGGUUUCCCGGUGAGCGUGGCCAUGACGGCGUUUUCUUUCAAUCUCUUGAACACUUACUUGCAGGCUAGAUGGGUUUCGCAUUACAAGGACGAUUACGAGGGAGAUGGGUGGUUUUUGUGGCGAUUCUUGGGUGGUCUGGUGUUGUUUUUGGUAGGUAUGUGGGUGAAUCUUUGGGCUGAUAGGGUUCUGGUUGGGCUAAAGAGGGAAGGUGGUGGCUACAAGGUGCCAAGAGGAGGAUUGUUCGAGAUGGUGAGCUGUCCGAACUAUUUUGGCGAGGUUGUGGAAUGGCUGGGCUGGGCCGUCAUGACGUGGUCUUGGGUAGGCUUUGGAUUUUUUCUCUACACGUGUGCCAACUUGGUUCCUAGGGCACGUGCCAGCCACAAGUGGUAUCUACGCAAGUUUGACGAUUAUCCAAAGGGCAGAAAAGCUGUCGUUCCUUUCCUGUAUUGAGUUUCAGAGAUUAAACAUGAUGGUGUUAGAAGGUUGUACUUCAAAAGAAGGUUACUUUUGUUAUGUAAUUGAGUUUUUUGAUUUUUAAGGAAUGAUGAAAGAGAUUGAAGAGAGAA
Molecule: messenger RNA, 1042 nt
Organism: Carica papaya (papaya)
Lineage: Eukaryota; Viridiplantae; Streptophyta; Magnoliopsida; Brassicales; Caricaceae
Gene: DET2
Product: 3-oxo-5-alpha-steroid 4-dehydrogenase family protein
Biological process (GO): brassinosteroid biosynthetic process
Cellular component (GO): membrane
Molecular function (GO): 3-oxo-5-alpha-steroid 4-dehydrogenase activity
Source: RefSeq, a predicted model, not a curated record